AUGGAUCUCAUAAUCUCUUAUCAUGUCAUCACUGGGAAUAAGCGGCAACAGAAACGAAAUGCCAACCAAUAUCAACCAUUGCCAGGGGCAGGCCAAAGAGAAGUGAAGAAAUCUCCAACGUCUUCAACUCGCCAGCUGGGGGCGUUCAUUGGGGCCGUUUCAAAUGUCCCCGCUAGCUUGGCCCUAUUUGCUAGUUUCCUUGUUGCGAAAAGCCAUCUAAGCCCCACAAACCGCAAGCCUUCAAGGUGUGUUCAGGAUUACGGGUGGUGGAGGGGUGAUUGCGGUGAGGAUGGAUCUGAAUCGAUUGGUGGGCGAAGUGGGGAUGGAGGGGCUAAAUGGGACAGUAGUUAG
Molecule: messenger RNA, 351 nt
Organism: Paracoccidioides lutzii Pb01
Exons: 2
Coding region: 1-351 (116 amino acids)
Source: RefSeq, a predicted model, not a curated record